This is a messenger RNA of Coregonus clupeaformis (lake whitefish), 1120 nucleotides long. It is a transcript of the gene med30, whose product is annotated as mediator complex subunit 30. Bases 175 to 690 code for a protein of 171 amino acids. Gene Ontology annotation, cellular component: mediator complex. NCBI's taxonomy places the organism in Eukaryota, Metazoa, Chordata, Actinopteri, Salmoniformes, Salmonidae. The transcript is spliced from 5 exons. The record is from RefSeq and is a predicted model, not a curated record. Gene Ontology annotation, biological process: positive regulation of DNA-templated transcription. Gene Ontology annotation, molecular function: transcription coregulator activity.
AUUCGAUGUAAGGUCUCGCGAUGUUUGAUAGUUCAGAGCUUCUGGAGAAAAAGGACUUGACACACGUCAACAAAUAAGAUAAAUUAAUAUUAGUUGGCAACACAGGCAUGCCAAGGUGUGCCAUUGUAGAAUAGGCUGACCCCUCGCUGCACCUUCAGGUCCUCUGCUGUCUCCAUGACCACCCCUCCCAUAGUGGCGUUCGCCGGGCAGCAGGCUCAGGCUGCUCGUGAUGUCAACACGGCGUCGCUCUGUCGCAUCGGCCAGGAGACGGUGCAGGAUAUCGUCUUACGCACCAUGGAGAUCUUCCAGCUGUUGAGGAACAUGCAGCUGCCAAAUGGAGUGACGUACCACCCCAACACCCACCAGGACAGACUGGGCAAACUGCAGGAGCACCUGCGUAUGCUCUCUGUACUCUUCCGCAAGCUGCGCCUCGUCUACGACAAAUGCAACGAAAACUGCACCGGUCUGGACUCUGUACCCCCAGAGCAACUCAUCCCCUAUGUGGAGGACGACAGCUCCAAACACGAUGAACGCUUGGCCAGCCAGGCCCAUCCGGCAACAGAGGAGAGGAGGGAAAUCCUGGAGGUUAACAAGAAGCUCAAACAGAAGAACCAACAGCUGAAGCAGAUAAUGGACCAGCUCAGAAACCUCAUCUGGGAGAUAAACUCCAUGCUGGCUGUUAGGAGUUGAACAGCAAACACGGCGACACACAGGCGCAGGCGGGCGCGCGCGCACACACACACACACACACACACACACAGACUGGAAGACAUGGUUGUUAACUGGAUAUCUGACAGGCUCCCUCUGAGGCUGUACUUUAGAAAUGCGGGCUUUCACAAUAUCCCACCCUCAGUCCCACAAGAAGAGCUGGGAGAGAAGAAGAGGGAGGAAGAAAGCAAAGAAGAAUGGAGAGAAGUCGUGCGAUGGGGAAAUGCUGAUAUACACUGACCGGCCAAUUUAUUUAGUAACGGGUCGGACCCCCCUUUGCCUCCAGAACAGCCUGAAUUCUUCAGUGUAUUCUACAAGGUUGCUGCAGAUUGAAUGGCGGUACAUUCAUGCUGUGAACAGCCCGUUCCAUCUCAUCCCAAGGAUGCUCUAUUGGGUUGAGGUCUGGGGACUG